Aureobasidium melanogenum CBS 110374 is the source of this 906-nucleotide messenger RNA. RefSeq lists its product as uncharacterized. Lineage: Eukaryota; Fungi; Ascomycota; Dothideomycetes; Dothideales; Saccotheciaceae. The transcript has 2 exons. Bases 1 to 906 code for a protein of 301 amino acids. The record is from RefSeq and is a predicted model, not a curated record.
AUGAGUACUGGCAGUCAAUCCUACGGCCAGCUGGUGCGUCUUCGCGCGCUCAGCCCACCACAGCUACCCGCCCACCCGGAUCUGGCAGCAUUGCAAGCGGGUGCUCCGGCAUUGCCAGACCUAGAUACCUUCAUCACCAGUGUCUUGACUGAAGCCUCGACUUUCAUGACCGAUUAUCUACCACAGAACUUUGCCAUCAAGGACCGCUCAAAGCAGUCUCCGCCCGCAAAGGCUACCGUCCAACUUCUGGCCCACGAGAUUUCUGCUUCCAAAUUGGGUCCUAAUGCACGCGACGAGGCAUGGUUCGCACGUACAAGUCUUCAUGAAAACAAAAAGGAACCAGGCACUGCCAAUUGGGAUGAAUUUGAAGCCGGUCUGCUUGACGACCACAGUCUGCAUGAAUCGCAGUACACACCGGACGUGUUUGAUGCACACAAAGUUCUGUCUUGGGAUUCCAAGCUGGCUGAGAAGCAGGCCACGGUUGGAAGUUGGGAGAAGGUCAGUCUAAACAUCUUUGAGAUGUGUCAUCACAUCCCACCCCCUCUGGACAACCGCGCUUUUCCCGUGCUUGUUGUUACGGCCCGGUCAGCUGGUCCUAAGGAUCCGUCAUUCUUGGUUGUCCAGAUACCGGUUGAUAUCACCAAGCUUGACCAGGCAAUGUACUCGACACACAAGAACAAGUCUUCCGGCGACACUGCCGAGAAGAGGAAACCUGUCACUCUGGGCCAGUACGUCAGUAUCGAGCGUUGUACCAAAAUUGAGGACAUGAACGUAAAGUGGCAAAUGGCGACCGCUUCUGAUGCAAAAGGCAACCUACCAAUGUGGGCACAAAAGAUGGGAAUUCCGUCCGCUGUCAUCAAGGAUGUUGGUUUAUUUAUUGACUGGAAUGGUAAGAGGAGGAAAUGA